AAGCAACUGCAAUUGUUGCACUGCGCGCCGCGCUUCGUUGGUAUCUGCCAGCGUUCAACAUGUCCCACCUGCAAGCCGUUGGCAUCUUGCUGAUUUGUUGCGCGGAAAUUGUUGCAGGAACUUCUCUUCGCCCAUACUCGGCCUUGCGACUGGCGACAGAGAGUUUGAAGGCGGAUGUGAAGCCAAUGAGUCUCCUGCAGAGUCAGCACCAAUGGAAAGGUGAAGUGCAAGACACCACCACCUUGGACUUCCUGGAUGAGUACUUGUCGCUGACCAAAACAGAUCCACCGUCUCCGAAGGUCCCAAAUUCCAGAGCUCAUUCAAGGCGCAUGCGCUUGGAGAAGGCCUUGCUCUUCAUGCUGGUGCCGUUGAUUCCGGCCGGCGGCCUGCUGAUGCUGUACAACAUGGCCGCGAAUGCAUCUGCCAGGCCUAUGCCAGUGCCCCGCCCUGCUCCUGCUGCCGUUGAUCCGAUUCAAACUGUUCAGCGGCAGGAGCCUCCGACCACUGUGACGGUGAAGGAAUGAGUUGACCCUCUAAGCUCAAUGGAAUUCGAUGCGGCCCAAGAUGCCAGAUGUUUCAUUUGGAGUUUCUCAGAUGCUAAAUGCGAAAUGCGAGAUGCUGGAUGUUGGACUUCU
Molecule: messenger RNA, 635 nt
Organism: Cladocopium goreaui
Lineage: Eukaryota; Dinophyceae; Suessiales; Symbiodiniaceae
Source: the annotation of a GenBank genome assembly